Messenger RNA from Papaver somniferum (opium poppy), 2174 nucleotides. Its product is annotated as MLO protein homolog 1-like. The transcript is spliced from 14 exons. Gene Ontology annotation, cellular component: membrane. The record is from RefSeq and is a predicted model, not a curated record. Lineage: Eukaryota; Viridiplantae; Streptophyta; Magnoliopsida; Ranunculales; Papaveraceae. Gene Ontology annotation, biological process: defense response. The coding region runs from base 297 to 2000 and encodes 567 amino acids.
CAUCUAAUCUGUUUGUCAUUCUCAUUCUGGUUUUUGGCUUCAAUAGCCGGCCUUGAUUAGUAUAUAGUCUGUUACCAGAGCUCAACCGAUCAUUCGCAUUUAAACAUAAACCACAUUCCGUGGAUCGUUAUUGCAGCACAGGUCCCAUGUUUAAACGCGUAGUCUUCAUUUUACCAGCCAGCCUUUUCUAAUCGAUUUAAGUAUUGAUCGAAGUGCGACCAUCGACAGUCUCAUACAACACUCUCCUCCUCAAAAGCUUGUAUUGUUUUCGUCGAAAUCAGCUUGUAGAUUAAUCAAUGGCAGUUGCUGUUCCGGGAGAGAGAACUUUGGCGGAAACUCCGACUUGGGCAGUGGCUGUUGUUUGUGCAGUUUUUGUGAUAAUCUCUAUAAUCAUCGAACAUGGAAUUCAUAGUCUUGGAAAGAUUUUCCAAAAGCGGCAAAAGAAAGCCAUGAUUGAGGCGCUCGAGAAGAUCAAAGCAGAGCUAAUGUUGCUGGGAUUCCUUUCCUUGCUUUUAACUGUCGGUACAACUUACAUAACGAAGAUAUGUAUUCCUAUAAGUGCCGGAAGUAUUAUGCUCCCGUGUCGUAAAGAUGCUGAUGAUCUUGGAGAAGCAAAAAAAGGCGAUGGGAAAGGUGACGACGAUGGGGAUCACAAGAGGAAGUUAUUAGGCUUGGCCGAGGAGUUAGUAUGGCGGCGAUCGUUAGCUCCUGCAGCCGGCGGGAAAGAUGAUUACUGUGGCGCCAAGGGAAAAGUAUCGUUGAUAUCAUAUUCAGGGGUGCACCAGCUUCAUAUAUUCAUAUUCGUCCUUGCCGUAUUUCAUGUUCUUUACAGUGUCAUCACUAUGGGUCUUGCACAAGCUAAAAUGAAGAAAUGGAAAGCAUGGGAAUUAGAAACGACUUCGUUAGAAUAUCAGUUUACAAAUGACCCUGCAAGAUUCAGGUUUACCCAUCAAACUUCUUUUGUAAAGCGUCACUCGGGAGUCUCCACAAAACCUGGAAUCAGAUGGGUUGUAGCAUUUUUCAGGCAAUUCUUUGGAUCCAUAAACAAGGUGGAUUACUUGACAAUGAGAAACGGAUUCAUCAACGCUCAUUUUGCUCCAAACAGCAGAUUUGAUUUCCACAAGUACAUCAAGAGAUCCCUCGAAGACGAUUUCAAAGUAGUUGUUGGCAUAAGUGUACCACUGUGGUGUUUUGCUGUCAUAUUUUUGCUGCUAAACGUUUACAAAUGGCAUACACUCUAUUGGAUCUCUCUCAUACCUCUUGUUAUACUUCUAGUAGUUGGAACAAAGCUCGAAAUGGUAAUCAUGGAGAUGGCACUUCAAAUUCAAGAUAGAAGCAGCGUUGUCUCUGGGUCUCCUAUUGUAGAACCUAACAACAAUUUGUUCUGGUUCAACAAUCCCCGAUGGAUUCUUUACUUGAUUCAAUUCACAUUAUUUCAGAACGCAUUCCAGAUGGCUUACUUUUUGUGGAGUUGGUAUGAGUUCACCUUAAAAUCAUGCUUCAAUGAAAAUUUGCCAGCCAUUUUGAUAAGAGUUUUCCUCGGUCUCGCACUUCAAAUCCUAUGCAGUUAUAUCACUUUCCCCCUGUAUGCGCUGGUGACGCAAAUGGGAUCGCAUAUGAAAACAGCUAUCUUUGAAGAGCAUACAACAAAAGCACUUAAAAAAUGGAGAAAAGCGGCCAAGGAUAAGAGCAAAGCGAGGAGAGCUGGGGAUGAUGGUUCUAGGUCCGGGUACUUGAGUGGUGAUAAUACCCCGAGUAUUGGUUCAUCCCCGGUACAUUUGCUUCAUAAAGUGAAACAUAAUUCUACUGAUAUCGAAAGUUUUAUGAAUUCUUCACGGUCAUAUCAGUCUGAUACUGAUCUAUCAGAUUAUGAAGGUCCUUCACCGGUGUCACGUGAACAAUACCGUGGAUCAGGAAGACAAGAACACCAACCUAAUCAUCAAACUGUUAACGGAGAUAAACAAAUUCAUAGUGCUGAUUUUUCAUUUGAUAAACCUUAAAACUGGAGAUCGAAAUUUCGGAAUGAACAAUGUAUUCCUCGGUUUCUUCAUGAUUAAAUAGUUUUGGUAUAUCAAACUAGACUAAUUACAUCAAAUUUAUGUGAUGCUUAUACUUAAUUGUACAAUAAAUAAAAUCACUACUUUUUUAUUUAUUUUUAAAUAACGACUUUCUAC